Molecule: messenger RNA, 1371 nt
Organism: Racocetra fulgida
Lineage: Eukaryota; Fungi; Glomeromycota; Glomeromycetes; Diversisporales; Gigasporaceae
Source: the annotation of a GenBank genome assembly
AUGAAGUUGCCAUUAAGUGAGCAUGAGCUUACUAGUCUCUUUAAUGAUUUUCAAAAUGCACAAAAAGAACGAAUCAAAAUCAAGCAGCAAGCAAGCUCCGUUUUCGAGUCCCAAAGUUCUGGUGUGCAGAGUGCCAAACCAUUAGAAGAACUCGAAGAUGAACAUCAAAAGGUGCUAAAACAAUCAGGAUUUCCUGCGGAUCCAGAUGUAGAAGGGACUGUUAAAAGGGUUUCAAAUGUGAAACUUAAUGAUAUCGGUAUAAAUGAAGAUGCUUGGGGAAAAAGCAUGAAAAAAUUGGACUGGGACUUACUGGAUACGGCGAGUCCGGAUGCUGAACCGGGUUUCAAUUAUGAUAUAAAAUUUGAUCAUCCCAUUGUUUUAUCAACCGCCAAAUUUCGUGAGAUGAUUCAAACAAUUACUACUUCAGAAAGUGAUAAGACCUACACCGUUAAAGAAUGGGCUGAAUUAUGCGAAUCUUCAAAAUAUGCUACUCCGCCUCCUAAGAUGAAAAGCUCUUCUUCCAAAUCGUCUCAACGAAGAAAUAUCAAUAAUGGAAAGGUACCUACAAAUCAUUCGCCUAAGAAGCGUAGCACAUCCGAUCAAUCACCACCCGGAACGCCACCACGUGCGAAGAAACGUGCUCCUGUAAUUACUCAGACACCUCCCGAAACACCACCAAAACUUUGUACGUCGGGAUCAAACAAGACAAUUACCAUGAUCUCCGACUUGUCACUACCUGAGCAGGCUAGCAUAACCGACUCGUUUGUAGAUAAUGAUUUUUCUUUACAAGACUACACUGAUGGCAGUGAAGUUGAAGAAGAAGAAGUUGUACUCACUUCCGGUCAAGUGACUACCGAAUUUUUGCAGCAAAUGCCUCAAUUACAAGCUGCUAUUUCACAUACUCUAAUUAAAUUACCCUCAGAUUCUUUUGGUGCAACAUCAACCAAAAUCGUACUUUCUCCGAAAAAGGAAACAUUGGAAGGAGGUGAAUUUGAGCUUAUAGCCAAUGACGAUGGCAGUCAAUAUGCUCAUGGUAUCACUGAAUUAUAUCUCAAUAUUAGUUUAUGUGCCAUGUUUGUUCCGGAAACAUGGAUCGCCAGCACAGAUGGUUCGAUGACUGGUUGUAAAAUUAUUGAAACAGAACCUAUACCUGCAUAUCGGUUUGAAACGAGCUUUCAUGUAUCAUGUGGAGAUAAUGAUGGAAAUCAAUUCAAAGGAAUUGACUUAGAAGGCCAAAUAUAUUACGUGAUCUAUUGUAAAACACAUCAAAAAGAUCAUGCUGCUAUUAUGGACAUUUUAGGUAUGGACGAUGAAGAUGAUGUUUCAGAUGCUGAAGAAUUCAAUACCAUGGAUCUUGACAGUGUACGGUGA